AUGAACGACUCCAACAAAAAUGACUCCUGCCUCAACGGCUCCUUAACUUUCGAGUUCGAUAUUGAAGAUGAUGACGAAUGGUACCAGGCCACCUGCGAUGCUCUGGGGGAACAAGAUGAUAGACUUAUGGAAACGGCCGAUAUAUCAACCCAGGGACCACUGGAGGGAAGGCUCGACGGAAAAAUGAGCCCCCGAAAUACGGCAGAAGUCAGCACUCCCUCUGACCCCGCAGGCGGCUAUAACGCAGGCAGCUAUAACGCAAGCACGGACGAGCGGGGAAACUUUACCAGCGUCACUGUGGCAACCUUUUGGGACCGCUACGUGAUCCCCACUGUAAGCGAUCUGCUUCUGUACGCCGAAAAUGACAUCAGACAGUUCUUCGAUGUUGUUUCAAAUUCUCUCUCCAAGGAAACUCUGGGACUAGAUACUGCGGUCAUCUGCAUACUCAGCGCAUUCCAAUGGAACCCGGAAGUAGCCAUAGAAGCCCUGCUCACUGACCCCUCAGCCACUCUCAAGAAAGCCGGAUAUGUCAAACAAAAGGUGGAGCCUACAGACCCAGAUUUAGAACCAAACAUUUGUCCCAUUCUUUACAUCCCUUGCAAUCUCUUUGAGACCAUCCCCUUAUGCGGUCACCGCAUAUCCACCACAGCGUGGAAGAAGUAUUUGGAGAGUAUGUUGUCUGACAAUCGGACGACUUUCUCCGUGAAGUGUAUGUUCUGUGCUUCCCCUUUAAGUCAAGAGUUCAUUGAGCGCCUGCUGGCUGAAGACCAGGUGGCGAAAUGGCGGGAGCGUGUGGUGGAAGAUAUGGUCACUAAGUGUGGUUGGGCCAAGUACUGUUCAGGGAAGGACUGCGAGGGUCUCCUGGUCCACAGCCGGAAGCGCAAGUACCCGCGGGGUGUAGUGUUGCCGGCGGCGGACAAGCGGAAGGUCGUCGAGGAAGAAGUAGAGGAGGAAGUAGAGGAGACAUCUUCGUUGGUGCGGCGGAACUUCGCACAGCAAGAGAGGAGUGUGGCAGGGCGGUUGUCUCAGGUGCUGGCUCGCAAUGGGGAUGUGGGCGAGACUGGUGGGGCCGAGGGGGAGCACGUGGGGGACGGGAGCCAGGAGGCAGCGGGGGUUGACGAAACAGCCGUCGUAGCUACAGCGGGGGUCGAGGCCGAAACUGCGGGCUUGGCAGAUACGGAGCCGUGCGAAGCCGACAGCGAGUUGACCGGAGCCGACAGCCAGUUGGCCGGAGACGGGUUGGCGGUUCGGCGGAAGGACUACACGUUAGGUGAGGGGGCCCAGUGUGAGUUGUGCGGGACGGUGAUGUGCUUUGUAUGCGGUGAAGAAGACCACCGCCCCGUACCUUGCGAGAUGAUGCUGGACUGGCAGCGGCGGAAUCAGGAAGACUGUCCGAACAUUUUAUGGGUGUUGAUCAACGCUAAGAAUUGCCCCCAGUGCCGUCAUCCGAUCGAGAAGAACCAGGGCUGCAUGCACAUGACCUGUCGCUGCGGUCACCAGUUCUGCUGGCUAUGUUUGGGGGACUGGAGCAUGCACAAGGACAACUUCCGCUGCAAUUUUUACGAAGAAGAAAUGAAGGUGCCGGAAAAUCAACUGGCUGCGAAACAAAAGAAGGAAUUACAAGACCGAGCUAGCAAGAGCCUUAACAAACUAACGCACCAUUUCGAACGUUAUGUCUCACACAAAAAUGGAGCCACUCACGCGCACAAAUCAAUCAUCUUGGAACUGAAUAACAUGGAACGAGCCUGCAAAGAAGCAGGCCUGCAGAACAAAUCGAACGCGGACAUCCUCUACCUUACAAGCAGCACCAUGACCCCCCAAGGCACGGCCGUGUUUGGACCGGAUACCGUUAGACCAGAUACCGUUAGACCAGAUACCGUUAGACCGGAUACCGUUAGACCAGAUACCGUUAGACCGGAUGCUGGUAAAAGACUGGGCACGACAUCCGUUGACACUACAGGACAGACAGCUGAGCUGGGUCAGGUUGUACCAUUCCCAUUCUUUGAAAAGAUGAGGAAUGCUGCCGAACAAAUUAUCAGAGGACGUCGAGCCCUCUGCUACUCCUAUGUAUUUGGCUUCUAUGCUUGCUGGGGCUCCAGCGUUAACGAGAAGUUUCUUUUUGAAGAUCAACAAGGGCAGAUGGAACGAUAUCUGGACAAACUACAAGAGCUUGCCGAGUCUUAUGAAUUUACUGUAGGACUGCCGUUCGAGAAGUACGACGGCUACCUAAUGGACAUAACACACUUAACGCGCGUCGUCUCCGUAUUCUUUGACAGGAUGGUGGAAGCUUUUUCAGACGAGCUAGUGGUCAAAUUUGGUCCCACCUUGAAAGAGCUAGUGAACCAGCAGAGUUAG
Gregarina niphandrodes is the source of this 2355-nucleotide messenger RNA. RefSeq names its product IBR domain protein. Bases 1 to 2355 code for a protein of 784 amino acids. Gene Ontology annotation, biological process: protein polyubiquitination; ubiquitin-dependent protein catabolic process; positive regulation of proteasomal ubiquitin-dependent protein catabolic process. The transcript has 3 exons. The record is from RefSeq and is a predicted model, not a curated record. Gene Ontology annotation, molecular function: ubiquitin protein ligase activity; zinc ion binding; ubiquitin conjugating enzyme binding. Gene Ontology annotation, cellular component: cytoplasm; ubiquitin ligase complex. NCBI's taxonomy places the organism in Eukaryota, Apicomplexa, Conoidasida, Eugregarinorida, Gregarinidae.